Molecule: messenger RNA, 3208 nt
Organism: Syngnathus acus (greater pipefish)
Lineage: Eukaryota; Metazoa; Chordata; Actinopteri; Syngnathiformes; Syngnathidae
Product: serine/threonine-protein phosphatase 2A 55 kDa regulatory subunit B gamma isoform
Exons: 11
Coding region: 622-1983 (453 amino acids)
Biological process (GO): peptidyl-serine dephosphorylation
Cellular component (GO): protein phosphatase type 2A complex; cytosol
Molecular function (GO): protein phosphatase regulator activity; protein binding
Source: RefSeq, a predicted model, not a curated record
CUUUCUCUCCCUCCCUCCCUCCCUCCCUCGCUUUCUACCUUUCACUCUGCCUUUUGCAUACCAGAGUGCAGACUGCAGCAGGGACCAGCAAGCUUUCCUCAUCCUGGAAGAGCAAAGAAUCCAGGGAACGUUAUCAGCCAACGAAAAAUAAGUGAUAUUUUUUUUCUGGUGGGUCUUCCAGUUUCCAGGUCCCUCCGUGGAGAAGUGCAGGUUUGCAUCUGGCCCCGACUUGCCUGUGUUCUGACCCUCACUCAACCCUUGGGACAGGCCCACUCACACACCGCCUUGCCCUCCUCAUCCUCAUCGGCUGUAGGAUGACUGCGGCUCUGUGCUGACGAGGCGUCGGCGAGCAGCAGUGAUGGGCGCUGGGCUGGCCGGAUUCCCCACCACCCCCUCCGAUACCGCUCUACCACCCUCAGCACCACCACCACGCUGCCCCCCCAGGACGGGCGCUCCCCUAAGCCCCGCCGAUGGGCGAAGACACUGACGCCACUCCGACACUCAACCACCGCGGCUUCCUCCCCGACUACAACUAUGUGACUGAAGGGCUGCUCCUGGCUAUAGCCUGAAGAGCUCCGCCCAUCCCGUCCACCCCUCUCCACCCUGGAGUCAUCCCCCAGGAUGUUGAGCCCCAUCCAGGUGCUGUGCUCCGACAUCACUACCCUUUCUCUGGAGCCUGAGCCGUUUGCCUCUUACACUGAAGCCGAUAUCAUCUCCACUGUUGAGUUCAACCAAACGGGAGAGCUGCUGGCCACUGGGGACAAGGGAGGCAGAGUGGUCAUCUUUCAGCGAGAACCUGAGAGCAAAACUGAGCUGUUCUCCCAGGGAGAGUACAACGUCUACAGCACUUUCCAGAGCCAUGAGCCCGAGUUUGACUACCUUAAGAGUCUGGAGAUUGAGGAGAAGAUCAAUAAGAUCCGAUGGCUGCCUCAGCAGAACGCGGCACAUUUCCUCCUCUCCACCAAUGAUAAAACCAUUAAGCUGUGGAAGGUGAGUGAACGAGACAAACGUCCGGAGGGGUACAACCUGAAAGAUGAAGAGGGUCGGAUCAAGGACAUUUCCACUGUGACCUCCCUACAGGUGCCUGUUUUGAAGCCCAUGGAUUUAAUGGUGGAGGUGAGCCCGAGGCGGGUGUUUGCCAACGCCCACACCUAUCACGUCAACUCCAUCUCGGUCAACUCCGACCACGAAACCUACAUGUCGGCUGACGACCUGAGGAUAAACCUCUGGCAUCUGGACAUCACCGACCGCAGCUUCAACAUUGUGGACAUCAAGCCAGCCAAUAUGGAGGAUCUGACAGAGGUGAUCACAGCGGCUGAGUUUCACCCCCACCACUGUAACCUGUUUGUGUACAGCAGCAGCAAAGGCACCCUGCGCCUCUGUGACAUGAGGGAGGCGGCGCUGUGCGACCGACACUCCAAAUUGUUUGAGGAGCCAGAGGACCCCAGUGCUCGUUCCUUCUUCUCCGAGAUUAUCUCCUCUGUGUCUGACGUCAAAUUUAGCCACAGCGGGCGCUACCUGCUCACCAGAGACUAUCUGACUGCCAAGGUUUGGGACCUCAACAUGGAGAGCAAGCCCUUGGAGACCUACCAGGUUCACGAUUACCUCCGCAGCAAGUUGUGCUCCCUUUAUGAAAACGACUGCAUCUUCGACAAAUUUGAGUGCGCCUGGAAUGGCUCGGACAGCGUGAUCAUGACAGGAGCCUACAACAACUUCUUCCGCAUGUUCGACCGCAACACCAAGCGUGACGUGACCUUAGAAGCGUCCCGGGAGAGCAGCAAACCCCGAGCCGUGCUCAAGCCACGUAGAGUGUGUGCCGCAGGGAGCAAGCGGCGCAAGGACGACAUCAGCGUGGACAGCCUGGACUUCACCAAGAAGAUCCUGCACACGGCCUGGCAUCCGACAGAGAACAUCAUUGCCAUCGCCGCCACCAACAACUUGUACAUCUUCCAGGACAAACUCAACUCGGAGAUGCAUUCGUGAGCGCAGAUCAAGACACAACAGUGCCAGAAUGUACGCAAUCAUACGCACUCAAGGACGGGCAUCAUACUUUACAUACAAACACAUUCACCUCUUCAUCAACCUCGGACAAAUGGAAGGACCUCAAGUAGGCCAUGCUGGGAUUAUGGAGGUGUAGAAACAUCAGACUGGACAUAUGUUUACAUGGUCUUUUUCCACCUCAUCCUCUUCUAUUUUUAGCCAUGGGUAUACUGCACUCCAAUUCAACCCCCCUUGUGUCUACCAGCACCAGUGAUGUUAAAUGAGGCAUUGAUCUUACUGGUCAUGUGUUUAAUUUAAAGUCACCUCCGCCAUUUUCACUUUUCUCCCUUCUCUGUAAUGAUUUAAUUGGCAACACGAUGAUGGUGAUCCAAGAUCUCUCCAGUUCAGGAGAGUCUCACAUUCCUUCAGACAGAAGCAGAAGUAUUACUUCACGUGUGGACGCACAGUUAUCUCCUCCACAUGUUUGCAAACCUCACGGGUUCUGCUUCUGGUCUGUGGCUGCAUUUUGCGCUACUUUAAUACAAAUAAAGCAAAAAAAAAAAAGUUUUUUUUUUUUUUAAAUCAGCAAUUAAGCAAGACUAUGCUGCAUGUCACACAGAUUUAGCCUACUGUAGACUGACUAACUGACUUGGCUGCCUUUUUAAUCAUGUAGACCCAGCUGUACAAAAUGCUUACAGCACGAAGAAACCACCGAUGACCGAACUCUCGUUACCUUUGCGUCUGUGGAUGCUCACGCAUGUUUACUGAUGUUCGGUUCAUACGCUUACAUGUACCAAUUGGAAUGAAGCUGUACGGGAAUCUGCCCGGUACAGAGGCAAACGGAUACUAAGGUUUUGGGUUAUUGUUAUACUCUAAAAGGGCCUAAAUGGUGUAUUAACCCUCUUUUUGGACUUGUAUGAGAUUUUUUUUUUUCAAAAUCCAUAAACUGACGUGGACUCAAUUUACAAGAUUGCCUCCAAAGCGACAGCAGAGAGAUGCUACUUUUAUCUCUAACGCCUUCCACACUGAUUACUUUGCUAAUGUCAAGAAUUGUUUAUUUUUGAAGAACAAUUUAUUCUUUUAUUUCACUUUUUUGAAUAAAAGAAAAUCCAGUUUACUCCAUGUGCUGACCAAACUAAUGUAAAUUUUUGUGCUCAUGUGUGUUGAGGACAAACCUGUCAAACAAGCAGGUAUUUUUUUUCGGGGAGAAUAAAGAUUUCAACAAUUG